Eimeria acervulina is the source of this 708-nucleotide messenger RNA. RefSeq lists its product as hypothetical. The coding region runs from base 1 to 708 and encodes 235 amino acids. NCBI's taxonomy places the organism in Eukaryota, Apicomplexa, Conoidasida, Eucoccidiorida, Eimeriidae. The transcript has 6 exons. The record is from RefSeq and is a predicted model, not a curated record.
AUGAAGAAUAGUUUAGGGUCUUGCCGGGGUCACUCGGGCCAGAGCAGCAGCUCGCUAAGGCGCUUACUUCAUCCGGCCAAGUGUAAAUGCAGUAUACCUCUGCCUCUGCUGCUUAUCUGUGCUUACUUCAGCAGCAGCAGCAGCAGCAGCAGCAGCAGCGGCAGCAGCAGCAAAGAGAACAGCAACAGCAACAGCGACAGAAGCAAAAUGACCAACAACAGCAGCAACAGCAGCAGCAGCAAAAUGAACAACAGCAACAAUAACACCAACAGCAGCAGCAGCAGGAUGAAGGGGCUGUUAAGAAGCAGCAAAACAGCAGCAGCAGCAGCACAAAGAGCUGCGCCUCUCAGCGUUGCUGCUGCUGUUGAAAUAAUCAGAAUUACCCAGCUGCUGCAGGAGGCGCAGCAGCAAGCAGAAAAGACGCAGCUGCUGCUGCGAGAUGUACAAGGACUCAGAACAGCAGCAGAAACAGGAGACAGACAAACAAAUACUGUUGCUGAGACGCCACACAGAAACCAUGAGAAGGGAGCAGCAACAAAUGAGUCAAGAGAUCUCCAGCAUCACCCUUCGUAUAAGACAAGCUCGUGGAGAAACAGUAACAAAGCAUCAUACUUGGCAGGCAAGAGAGCAGCAAAGAUGCAGCAGCAACAGAAGCAGCAGCAACAGAAGCAGCAGCAACAGGAGCAGCAGCAACAGAUGCAGCAGUAA